Messenger RNA from Diaporthe citri, 7713 nucleotides. RefSeq lists its product as uncharacterized. The transcript has 8 exons. Gene Ontology annotation, biological process: secondary metabolite biosynthetic process; fatty acid biosynthetic process. Lineage: Eukaryota; Fungi; Ascomycota; Sordariomycetes; Diaporthales; Diaporthaceae. The record is from RefSeq and is a predicted model, not a curated record. Gene Ontology annotation, molecular function: oxidoreductase activity; fatty acid synthase activity; phosphopantetheine binding. The coding region runs from base 1 to 7713 and encodes 2570 amino acids.
AUGGAUGAGCCGAUCGCUAUCAUCGGGGUGGAUGCCAGGCUGCCUGGUGAUGGCGACACCGCCGAGAGCUUCUACGAGUCACUGCUGGCAGGGAGAUCGGCCAGGUCUGAGAUACCCCCGGAGAGGUUCGCGAUCGACUCAUUCUGGCACCCCGAAGCUGAGAGGAGUGGCUCGACCCGGGCAAGACAUGCACAUUUCGUCAGAGGCAGUAUUGCAGCAUUCGAUGCGCCCUUCUUCUCUGUCACGCCGGCUGAGGCCAACGGGAUGGAUCCCCAGCAGAGGGGGAUGCUGGAGUCUGUCUACAAGGCUCUCGAGAAUGCUGGCAUUCCUAUACCAAAGGCCGCAGGCUCUCAGACCGGCGUCUACGUCGGCUGUUUUGCCUACGAUUAUAAUGACAUAAUAGUAAAGGACUUGGACCUUCCCUCCAAGUACGCCGCCACCGGUACGGUGGCGAUCGAUACGGCCUGCUCCAGCAGUCUGGUGGCGGCUCAUGAGGCGUGCAUGAGUCUGAAGCUUCGUGAGAUUGAUAUGGCCGUUGUUGGCGGUUGCAAUCUCAUGCUCUCGCCCGAGAUGACGCUGAAGCUAGACGCAGCUGGCGUUCUUGGCCCGGACGGCAAAUCGUACAGUUUUGACCACAGAGGCAACGGGUAUGCCCGUGGAGAGGGAUUCGGCACCUUGGUACUGAAGCGAGUCUCUGAUGCAGUCCGUGAUGGCGACGUUAUCCGCGCCGUCAUCCGAAAUUCCUCCACGAACCAGGAUGGCAAGUCUCCUGGCAUCACACAGCCAACCAAGGCUGGCCAGGCUGCUCUCAUCAAGCAUGUCUACAAGAGAGCUGGGCUCGACCCCUCUGUGACCCGGUUCUUCGAGGCACACGGCACGGGCACUCAAGUAGGCGACCCAAUCGAAGCCAGUGCUAUCGCCGAGAUCUUUGCGUCUCACCGGUCGCCAGACGAGCCCCUCUAUGUGGGCGCUCUCAAGAGCAACGUGGGACAUCUCGAAGGUGCGGCUGGAGUUGCUGCAAUCAUCAAAGGAGUCUUCACGCUUGAGAAAGGUGUCAUUCCACCAAACAUCUGGUUCGAGAAGGCCAAUCCCAAGAUAAAGGAUUCGUGGCAUCUGAAAUUCCCCACCGAGGCAACGCCUUGGCCUCAGGCUGGCCUCCGCCGAAUGUCGAUCAACUCGUUUGGCAUUGGUGGUAGUAAUGCCCACGUGGUCAUGGAUGAUGCUUUACAUUUCCUACAGCAGUAUCGGCUGGUUGGUAACCAUCGCACCCUUGUCGCUCCAGGCUCGCGGGGCAUCCGACAACAGCCACACAUCAACGGACACACCAACGGCACCAACGGCGCCAAUGGUACCAACGGUACCAGUGGCGGCCAUCGUCGAACGGACAGUGGAAUAGAUAUGGGCGUAAAUGAUGAUACUGAUGCAGCUCUCAGCCAACUAUUUGUGUUAUCCACGAGCGACCAGGAUGGCAUACAGCGUAUGCGAGAUGCCCUCGAGGGAUACCUGGCGUCAAAGUCUCGCGAGAACUCAAUCGCCGACGAUGAACGGUUGCUCAAAGACCUCAGUCACACGCUGGCUUCCAAGAGGACUCAUCAUGCAUGGCGAGCUUUCACAACCGCAGACAGCCCCAGCGCUCUGCAGGAUACGCUGAAGGUGAUGCCAAGUGCGGCAAGGAUCAAGUCCCAGCCUCGUUUGGCAUUCGUCUUCACGGGACAAGGUGCCCAGUGGCCAGCGAUGGGCAUCGAGCUCAUGGCAUAUCCGGUCUUCCAAGAAAGCAUCCUGUCCGCUGACAGAUACCUGAAUGAUUUGGGUUGUUCCUGGUCUCUGUCCUACGAGCUUUCCAAGCAUGCGGGCUCACGCGUUGAUGACCCUGAAUUCUGCCAACCAAUCUGCACCGCCCUACAAAUUGCCCUUGUGGAUCUCCUGGCUAGCUGGGGCAUAUUCCCCCACGCUAUCACUGGCCAUUCUUCGGGAGAAGUAGCAGGUGCCUACGCUGCCGGAGCAAUAUCGAGAGAGGCAGCUUGGAAAGUCGCCCACUUCAGGGGCAAGCUGAGCUCAAAGCUGAUCCGAUCGGGGUCCCUGCCUCAGACAAGUAUGGCUGCAGUAGGUCUGGACACCAAAGCCACUUGGGCUGCAAUCGAACGCGUGAACAAAAUGGGUGGCCAAGGGACCCUGGAAAUUGCCUGCAUGAACAGCUGGCAGAGCCAUACUGUCAGCGGUGAUGCCAAGAAGAUCAACACGCUCGUGGAGAUGCUCAAUCAGGAGAAGGUCUUCGCCCGGAGACUCAAUGUCGAAAUCGCCUACCAUUCGCAAUACAUGAAGGCCAUUGCGGACGAGUAUCUCGAGGCGAUGGGAGAAUUGGAAGCUGGGACAAAUCAGAACCCGUUCAAGUCGACGUUCUUCUCCUCGACCCGUGGCUCUUCCAUCUCUCUGGCUGAACUCCGAAAGCCAUCUUACUGGGUCGCCAAUCUUGUCUCCCCUGUACGGUUUUGCGAAUCUGUCACAGAGCUUCUCAAAGAUUCUGUUGACGGACCGAAGAUCAAUGGAUACACGAAGACGAAGCCGGCUCCUUCGGCACUCAUCACAGACAUACUCGAGAUUGGCCCUCACGCCGCCCUGAAAGGCCCCUUAGCCAAUAUUUCCAAGCAAAUCUCGGGCAGAGAUGCAAUCACCUACCAUUCCAUGAUCAAACGCAAGUCGUCUGCUGUGCAGACUGCCCUGGAGGCAGCUGGAUCACUUUUCUGCCAAGGCUACGAGGUCGACCUGUCUGCAGUCAACGAGGCCCGCGGAUCAGAUGGCCACAAACCACUAAUGCUAAUUGAUUUACCGAGUUAUCCAUUCAACCAUUCGAAAGAAUACUGGCUUGAGAGCCGACUGAGCAAGAAUUCCCGCCUGCGCCCGGCUGGACGUCACGAUCUCCUCGGCGUGCCCAUAACAGACUGGAACAAGAGUAACGCAACUUGGCGCAAUUACAUCCGACUGUCAGAGAACCCCUGGAUUGAGGACCAUAAGGUUGCUGGCGAUGUGUUGUACCCUGCUGCGGGCAUGCUCGUCAUGGCCAUCGAGGCUAGCCGACAGAUCGCCCAAGAGAGCAAAGCCCUGAAGGGCUUUAGGUUUCGAGACGUCUCGUUCCAUUUGGCGCUGCGUGUUCCUGAUGACGCCCAGGGCGUUGAAACACAUUUCUACCUGAGACCAUACCGAGAGACCAGCUCACCUGGCUCGUCGACAUGGAAUGAGUUCCAACUGUGGUCGUUCAAUGAUGGCGAAUGGAGAGAGCAUUGCCGUGGACUAGUGCAGAGCGAGUAUCAGGAGGAAAAGACCAAUAGCGAACUGAUGGUCCAGGAACAGUGCAGGAAAGUCGUUCAAGAUGCUCAACAAGCUUGCGCGGCUGACAUAGCAGUCGACAAGGUGUACCGCAAGCUCAAGCAGUCUGGGCUGGACUUUGGCCCUACAUUCCGGACACUGGAUGAUAUCCGGCUCGGCCAAGACCUGACGCUGUUCGCACGGGUCAACUCGCCGGUGUCGAAGAUCCAAGAGGUCAUGCCAAGCCAUUACGUGCAGCCUCACUUGGUCCAUCCAGCACUCUUGGAUGGUGUCGUGCAUGCAAACAUCGCACCACUGGUGUCAAACUCCUCAGGCGCUGAUCAGCCCAGGGUCCCGAUCUACGCCGAGAGCAUCUGGAUCUCAGCCAGCCCGGAAGCUCACAACGCCUAUCUGGUGGUGACGGCUCAACCCUCGGUCCGCGGGGAGAGCGAGACCGAAUCGUCCUUUACCGCGGUCAGCCCCGAGACAAAUAUUCCUUCAGUCUACGCCUCCGGUCUGAUCUUCAAGACCCUCCCGGGUGGUGCGUCGCAGGACGCCGCUGAGUCGCUGCACGAUGCUUUCAACAUUGAGUGGAAGCCAGACCCGACACUUCUGAGCGAGAAGCAGGCCUCUAAAGUAUUCGGUGUCCCCAUGGCCACCGGGGACAACCCAUCAGAGUGGAUGGAGGAUUGCGAGGCGCUGUGCCUUGCGUACAUUCGCCGAUUCCUCGCUUCCAUCACGAAGGACCGCAUCGGCCGUAUGGAAGAGCACCAUCUGAAGUACGUGUCGUGGAUGGAGCACAUCGCCCGCCAGGCGACUGACAGGAUUGUUCCCGGGAUCGAGCACGUCGAGGACAAGGUCAGGUCGAGAGCUACGCCCGAGGGCGUCCUGAUCAUCGCUGUGGGCCAAGCGCUGGAAGAGAUGCUGGGAGGUCCCCUGAACCCGCUCGACGUCAUCUUCAAGGACAAGAUCGCCGAGAAUGUCUACCGCUACGGCCUGGGCUCUCAAAGAUGUUACGAGCAGCUUUGCAGCUAUGUUGAUGCCCUGGCACACAAGAAUCCAGCCAUGCAGAUCCUCGAAAUCGGUGCUGGCACCGGCGGUGCGACCAGGCCUGUCAUGGAGACGCUGACGGCCCAGGGCAAGCGAUAUGAGAAGUAUUGCUUCACCGACAUUUCGCCAUCUUUCUUCGAGCAAGCCAAGGACGCCAUAUUCAAGGACCAGCUGGACAGCGCAGACUUCCGCGUACUCAACGUCGAGAAUGAUCCUCUCGACCAGGGCUUCGAGGCCGGCCGGUACGACCUUAUCCUGGCUGCCAACGUGUUGCACGCAACGAAGAAGAUCGACGUGUCGCUCUCCAAUGCAAAGAGGUUGCUUAAGCCUGGGGGAAAGCUCCUGCUCUUCGAGAUUACCAACAUCGAGGUGCUGCUCAGCCAUUUCUGCUUUGGUACGCUCCCUGGCUGGUGGCUAUCAGAGGACAAGGACCGCAGGUGGGGGCCAUUGAUGUCUGCUGAGGGCUGGCGAUACCACCUCUCGCAAAGUGGCUUCACUGGGCUUGACGCGGUCUUCCAGGACUUCCCUGGCUCUGCCCAUCAGAUGAGUUCCAUCCUUGUGUCGGGCGUGCCAUCAGAAAAUGCGGCAACCUCCACAACUGGAACCACCUGUAUCGUGACCGACGGACUAUCGGCACAGCAAGUUGAUGUUGCCAGGAAGAUCUCGAAGGCCCUCGACGCGAAUGGCUCGGCAUGUGAUGUUACGUCUUUGAUGGCAUUGGGUGAGAAAGACUUGAACGGCACUACCUGCGUGGUUCUUGCCGAACUCAAGUCCUCACUUUUCCAAGACAUGACGGACUCCGUCUUUUCAUCGAUCAAGCGAAUGACCAGCCAGUGCAAGUCGUUGCUGUGGGUGACCAAAGGUGGAGAUGCACUCGCACCGGCGCCUGACAUGGAGCCUGUUACUGGACUGGCCAGAGUCGCUCGGUCCGAGAGACCUGGCUUCCAGUUCGUCACUCUUUCGUUCGAGCAGAACGAGGCUCCAGGCACUAUCGUAGAACAGUGCGUGCGGGCUCUCAGCGCCUCGCAGAAUGACAACGAGAACUCCUUCAGGGUCACUGGCGGAGUUCCGCACGUGCCACGACUUGUGAAGGCUGAGUAUCUUGCGGAUCACAUCCGAUCCCAAACCGCUGCUCUGGGUGUGGUCCAGAAUGCCCUCGGCGGAGAGGCUUCUCGGUCCCUGGCUCUGCAGGUCGGCACUCCAGGCCAGCUGGAGUCACUGAGAUUUGAAGAUGAUCUGCUCCAUGAAACACCACUUGCUGCCGAUGAGGUCGAGUUCGAGCUUAAGGCCUGUGGCUUGACUGCCCUGGACUUGGCGUCAGUGAGAGGGAAGGUCAAAGAAACUCCCUUGGGUCUCGAGGCAUCUGGCAUUGUCACCGGGACUGGGCCAGCCUCCAAAUUCCAGGCCGGAGAUCGGGUCUUCGGCCUGGCGCUGAAUGGUGCGCUUAAGACACACGUCAGGUCUUCAGAUGGCUUCAUGGCCAAGCUGCCUGACCGCCUGUCGUGGGCCGAGGCUGCGUCCAUCCCCGUCGCUUACACUACUGCCUAUUCUGUGCUUCAUGAGAUGGGGAGUAUCCGCAAGGGCGACAAAGUACUCGUGCACUCAGGUGCGAGUAGCCUGAGCCAAGCAGCCGUUCAGCUUGCUCAACUUGCUGGUGGGGAGGUAUUCGUUACGGUUGACGGGGAGGCUCAGCGUUCCUUGUUCGCAACAACGUAUGGCAUUCCGCAGGACCACAUCCUCUCGGCUCGAGAUGCAUCCUUCAAGACUGUCAUUCAUCAGAUGACCCAGGGCCGUGGUGUCGACACCGUGCUGAACUCUGUUGGGAGCGACUUGCUCACAGAGAUCGUGGCUUGCGUUGCCCCAUUCGGCCGGUUGGUCGACCUCAGUCCAGCUGACGACAACACCAAUGCACGCAUCUCGUUGAAUGAUCUCCAACAGAAGAACAUUCGCUACGAGACUUUUGAUCUCAAGUACCGAGCACUGAAUGACCCUGUGCGGACCCAGCGUAGCUUCCAGGGAAUGGUUGAGCAGCUUCUCCUGAGGGGGCCAGAGUCGACUAUCCAGAGAACACCAAUCUCCACCCAUGCGUUCUCUCGGCUUGGAGAUGCGUUCCGCCAGAUGCAGUCUGGGACUCAGGUUGAGAAACUGGUUCUAGAGCCGCACGACCAGGAUGUCGUCCCUGUCCUUUCAAGACGCGUACCGGCUUGUCAAUUUGAGCCUAACGCAACUUAUGUGAUCGCCGGCGGUCUCGGUGGCCUCGGAAGAUCUGUAGCGCGAUGGAUGGCUGGUCGGGGAGCAAGGAACCUGAUUCUGCUGUCUAGGCGUGGCCCCGUGCAAGAUGCUGCCAAGCAGCUUGUCCAGGAGCUCGAGCUUACCUGUGUUAACGUCGCCACGCCGGCUUGUGACGUGACAGAUAGUGAGACCCUCAGAGAUGUCAUUGAGAAGUGCCUGGCAACCAUGCCGCCUAUCAGAGGAUGCAUACAAGGUUCCAUGGUUCUCAAGGAUAACCGCCUUGAGGACAUGACUCUCGACGAGUGGAACGACGCCGUCCGACCCAAAGCCAACGCAUCAUGGAACCUUCACGAUGUCCUAGGCCGCAGCCUAGACUUCUUCAUCAUCCUCUCGUCGACCGUCGGCAUCACCGGCGGCCCAGAACAGGCCAACUACGCAGCAGGCAACACCUUCCAAGACGCACUCGCCCGCCAUCUUGCGUCACAAGGCGCACAUGCCGUCUCGCUAGACCUUCCCAUCAUCCGCGGAGUCGGAUACGUGGAAGAGCGUCCUGAACUGCUCGACCACCUCCGCUCGAUGGGCUGGGCCUUCAUGGAGGAGAAUGAGUUCCACGCCGCGCUCGACUACCACUGCCGGCCCGUCGAGGGCUCCGUGCCUAUCGUCCGGUCGCAGGUGCUGCCGCGGUUCUGGCUCCCACAACAGACCGCCGCAGAUGGCCACGAGCUGCCGACCUGGAGGCUCGACCCCCUGUUCAGCCACCUCGCCGUGUCGAGCUCCGCCACCGCGGCGGCCGCGGAGGGCACGACCGACGCGAAGAAGUCCGUCAACCACGUUGCGCUCCUUACAGCUGCUAAGUCGCCGGAGGAGGCUGAGAAGGUGGUUCUCGAGGCGCUCCUGCUCAAGCUAUCCCGCGUGCUGAGCGUCGAUGUGUCGAACUUGGAUGCUGGCAAGCCGCUACAUGCGUACGGGGUCGACUCGCUGGUGGCGGUCGAGUUGCGGUCGUGGAUAGCGAAGGAGCUCAAGGCGGAGGUCUCUGUCUUCGACAUGACCAACGCGUCGAGCAUCUCCCAGGUGGCUACCACCGCGGCGGAGAAGAGCAAGCUGGUUGUGAAGGGCGGUGGGAAUUGA